CGACCAUGGCAGGUGAGAGUUACCCCGGCUUCCUUCCACCCUUCAAGCGCUUCGCCACCCAUGCCAUCCACGUCGGGCAGGAGCCCGACCAGUGGAGUUCCUGGGCCGUGGUGCCGCCCAUCACGCUCUCCACCAUCUUCAAGCAGGAGGAACCCGAGAAGAACAAGGGUUAUGAAUACACCCGGUUUGGGAAUCCGAACCGUCAUGUCCUGGAAACGGUUGCGGCUGCCCUCGAUGGAGCCAAACACUGCUUGGCUUAUUCCUCUGGCAUGGGAGCAAUUCUGAACAUCUGCCACCUGCUGAAGACAGGGGACAAAAUUGUCUGCACAGUUGAUGUCUAUGGAGGCGCAAGAGAAUUAUUUGAGAAAAUAAAAGAGGAGUUUAAUUUGAAAGUGCAUUAUAUUGACUGCACAGACCUACAAAAGCUGGAAGCUGCAAUUACACCAGAGACCAAGCUGGUUUGGCUCGAGAGCCCCACCAACCCCACGCUGAAGGUGAUCGACAUCCAAGCCUGCGCAGACGUGGCGCACAGGAAGCAGAAGGGAGUGCUGGUGGCAGUGGACAACAGCUUCAUGUCUCCAUAUUUCCAGCGUCCUUUGUCCCUGGGGGCUGAUAUUUGUAUGUCUUCUGCAACCAAGUACAUGAAUGGGCACAGCGAUGUUCUCUUGGGCCUGGUCUCUGUAAACCGGGAUGAUCUCUAUGAGAGGCUCAAAUUCCUGCAGAUCCGCCUGGGAGCUGUUCCCUCUCCCUUUGACUGUUACAUGUGUAACCGGGGGCUCAAGACUCUGCACAUCCGGAUGAAGCUGCACUUCCACAACGGCCUGGCUGUGGCCAAGUUCCUGGAAACCCAUCCCAGGGUGGAGAAGGUCAUUUACCCAGGGUUGUCUUCCCACCCCCAGUACUCUGUGGUGCUGAAGCAGUGCACUGGUGUUUCUGGCAUGGUCAGCUUCUACAUCAAAGGGGAAAAAGAAAAUGCUGUUGCCUUCCUCAAGAACCUGAAGGUGUUUACCCUGGCUUUUAGUCUGGGUAGCUACGAGAGCCUGGCAGAGCAUCCGGCCACCAUGACCCACGCCUCAGUGCCUGAGGAGGAAAGGAAAGCUCUGGGAAUCACUGACACCUUGAUCCGCCUCUCAGUGGGGCUGGAGGAUGAGGAGGAUUUGAUCAAAGACCUGGACCAGGCCCUGGAGGCUGCGGUGAGUGAGGAGUUCCCCUCCAGAAAUAAUCCCCAACCAACCUUCAGCUCCUCCCAGAUGGACCCUGGGCUGUGGAUUUAGAGUUUCCCUCUGCCCAGGCACAUUCCCCAUGGAUUGAGGAGCAGUUGGGAUGUCCCAGGCACAGUUCCCAUGGAUUCAGGAGCAGUUGGGAUGUCCCAGGCACAGUUCCCAUGGAUU
Poecile atricapillus (Black-capped chickadee) is the source of this 1391-nucleotide messenger RNA. RefSeq names its product cystathionine gamma-lyase-like. Gene Ontology annotation, biological process: transsulfuration. Gene Ontology annotation, cellular component: cytoplasm. NCBI's taxonomy places the organism in Eukaryota, Metazoa, Chordata, Aves, Passeriformes, Paridae. The record is from RefSeq and is a predicted model, not a curated record. The transcript is spliced from 12 exons. The coding region runs from base 6 to 1274 and encodes 422 amino acids. Gene Ontology annotation, molecular function: cystathionine gamma-lyase activity; pyridoxal phosphate binding.